This is a messenger RNA of Acanthosepion pharaonis, 816 nucleotides long. The record is from the annotation of a GenBank genome assembly. NCBI's taxonomy places the organism in Eukaryota, Metazoa, Mollusca, Cephalopoda, Sepiida, Sepiidae.
AUGAUUAUUAAUAUCUAUCUAUCUAUCUAUCUAUCUAUCUAUCUAUCUAUCUAUCUAUCUAUCCAAUGUCUCCAUAUCUGUCUAUUUUUCUCAGACUGUCCAUGUCCGAACUUCUCUCUGCCGUCUGAGGUGAUCUCUUCUCUCUGCUCACCGAACUGUUCUGCUUGUUUGGCCUGCAACUAUUCUGGCCUGCAAUUCUAUUUUCUGGCCUGCAUUUCUCCUAUUUUACUCUUUUGCUUGUCCCUGCAGCUCUUCUGCUCUUGUCUGGCCUGCAUCUUCUUCCCUAUCUGGCCUGCAAUUCUUCAGCCUGUCUGGCCUGCAAUUCUGCUACAAAAAUUUUCUUCUCUUCGACUUGGCUGCAACUUUCCAUUCGGGCCAAAAAUUCUUGCCCGGAACAACAGGGCCCGCCGUCCGCUCGCCAACACUCUGGCCUGUUAUUUCCAUAAUUUUCACGACAAUUUAUCCAUCGCAUCAUUUAUAUCUAUCUAUCUAUCUAUCUAUCUAUCUAUGUUCAUUACCUAUCUCUAUCUAUCUAUCUAUCUAUCUAUAUUCAUUAUCUAUCUAUCUAUCUAUCAUUAUCUAUCUAUCUAUGUUCAUUAUCUAUCUAUCUAUCUAUUUUCAUUAUCUAUCUAUCUAUCUAUCUAUCUAUCUAUCUAUCUAUGUGUUAUGUCCAUUUUGUUAUUAUGGGUAACGUUCCAUAACACUAUGUUCAUUACAUCUAUCUAUCUAUCUAUCUAUCUAUCUAUCUAUCUAUCUAUCUAUCUAUCUAUCUAUCUAAUGCAAUCAGUCUGUAUCUAUGUAACAGUCGUUCAAUGA